Molecule: messenger RNA, 1128 nt
Organism: Schistocerca serialis cubense
Lineage: Eukaryota; Metazoa; Arthropoda; Insecta; Orthoptera; Acrididae
Product: ankyrin repeat domain-containing protein 65-like
Exons: 4
Coding region: 278-841 (187 amino acids)
Biological process (GO): translation
Cellular component (GO): ribosome
Molecular function (GO): structural constituent of ribosome; protein binding
Source: RefSeq, a predicted model, not a curated record
CACAUUUGAAGGAAACUGCUGGGUGUUUCCUCAAGGCUAAUCUUGCCAAGGUGAUGGGCACUGAAGGAUGGGCGGAGGCAGUGCGAAACAAUGCUGAAGAAUUCGUGGAACUCAGUCACUUGCUUGCAACAACCAGGUUGCGCUGCGGCCCGAUGGUACGAUUGGUUAGAAUGUGAUCUAGACAUCAGACGACAUCCGACCGGAAUGGAGGAGGGGGUAUCUCCUGAACUGUCUUGCUUCUGGCACCAGAUAUUGCAGGAGUGCUUCUCAGAAGGAAAUGGACAGGCAGCUGCUUGAGGCGGCUGAAUCCAGAAGCAGUUUGAAGCAUCUCCUAGCCACAGGGGCAUACGUGGGGGCACGAGACAGGAGGGGGAGGACUGCCCUUCAUUUUCUUGCAGACUACAUUUAUGGCGAGGACAACAUAAAGUUGCUGCUGGAAGCUGGAGCAGAUGUGGAGGCACGGGAUUCGAAUGGUAGGACUGCGCUGCACUAUGCAGCUGCAGUUACUCGGUCACAUAAGCAAAGCAUAGAGUGUCUGCGUCAGGCUGGUGCGCGAGUGGAUGCGAGGGACAGGUGGCUCCAAAUACCUCUGCAUUGUGCCGUGCAGGCUGACAAUCUGGAAACUGUUAAGGAGCUUUUGGCAGCCUCCAGUGACGUGAAUGCUGCUGAUGUAUAUGGGAACACACCACUACACCUGGCGGCACAGAGGGGCAACGCAAAUGUGGUAAAGGCACUGUUGGACCUGAGAGCGGAAAAGGAUGCCGAGAACAGCUUGAGAGAGACACCUCUGGAUGUGGCCAAGAAGUGUAAUAAUAAUCAGCUGUUAGCCAUUCUUAGCUGACUCCGCACAGUGCCAUUUUGUGUUGAAGGUGCGAAUUAAUUUUGCACCUGAAGCUUCUUGGCAGAUUAAAACUGUGUGCCAGUUCGAGACUCGAACUCAGGACAUUUGACUUUUGCGUGCAAGUACUCUACCAACGGGAAUAUUACACCUUUUUGGACUGAUUUUGUCACCGUGGAAUGGGGAGCUUCCUGGAUGUGCCUUGUGCCUAUUAGCAUAUGCAUGUAAAGAGAGGAAAAAAUUAUGUCUUUUUAAAUAUUUUACAUUUAUUAAAAGAGCUACAAAAUUAA